GGCUACCCGUCGUAUAUGUCCUCUCGUUUCUAUUCCGUUCGCCCCUGCACCCUCCUUCGCAUCCGCUGAUGCACACGGCCAAUGCAGCCACAGCAGCAGCUCUCCCAGAUAGAGAAGAGCGUCACACACCUGCUCGUCGCUACUAAGCAGCUCCUUGAGACGCUCACUCUCUGGUCGCGUGGCACCGCCACUGAAAGCGAAGUCUCCGAUGUCUACGUCCGACUGGGCUACGAGUUCAACAUUGCUUCCCGCGCGUUCAACGCCAUAGGAGUUGACACCGCCGAUCUUGGAAAUGUUCCCGAAUUGCUUCGAGGGAUUCUGGAGGAGACUCUUAGUCAAGAAGCCUCGCAGGCCAGUCUCGAUAACUUCCUUCCACGGAUUCGCGACAUCAUCAUCAACCUACUCCAAGGGCUGAAGAAGAAGCAACAGCGGCUACGGCAGCGAACGGGACGCGAUGCUGCUGUGAACGGAAGCAGUCCAAGGCAGGGCAGUGUGGAUAACACAGGUGACACCGCGGAACCACCACGAGCAGCAAGUACACGAUUGCCCCCACGUCAGGACGGUCAAGAUCUUGUCAAUGACGGUCCUGGCCUUCCGCCGCGCUCCUCUUCUGUACCUGGGAGGGCAUCACCCAGCAAGUACGACGCGCUUCCCUCCAAUCCCAGGGCCAAUCGCUCCACUACAGCCAGCCAGCUCUCCAGCGACUCGUCUCUCUCAAGCACUACCAUGCAGCAUAUGCCCGUCAUCGCUCCCUACCCAGCCGAUGAUGCCAUGCCCAAGUCGCCGGCACCCCACCAACAACCCAACUAUGCCGUUGACUUUCCUCCACCCCCGCCGCCUCCCAAGCAGCAAGACGCACUAGCAGCAUUGCAACGUGGUGGUGAACUCGAGAGGAGGGCUUCUCGACGAUUCUCGGCCUACCAAAUACAGAAACAUCUCGGAACCAAUGGUAUACCGCUACCACCUGUGCAAAACUCACCUAUACCGAAUCGCGGACGGGACGUUCGUGAAUCCAUGAAUGCCGUGCGUACUAGGGGUCCGUUUGUGCAUGGGCGGCAACGUUCAACCCAGCGGCUGGCAGCCGAACCAGCCCUGGACAAGGCGAAUGAUAUCUCCAGGCGCAUCUCUGAGGAGACCACUACUGAACCAGCACCUGAGUCAUUACCCGAGGAAAGUGUCGCACGCAAGACACCUGAUGACGGUGUAAGGUUAUUGGAGUCAGCCGAAGAGAAGCCUGCGUUGAGGGCUACUUUGAGCGGCCCUGUGAGUGACCCAGCCGACAAUGCAUUAGAGUCGCCGAUGAAGGAGCGGAAGAUGCCUGCAAGCAUACCCGCCAGACAUGGUUCACGAAGGAUGAAAACCCCCUCACCGCAGCCAGAGCAAUUUGUACCCGAACAGUCGCCACAGGCGGGUAAAGAACUCACCCUCUUCCUUCAAUACAAGAGCAAGAUCAAAAAGUAUGUAUUUGCGGACGGAUCCGAUCUUUCGGCUGCACGCCUUCAGUUAGCAUUCAUCGAAAAGUUUGCAUGGGAUACGCAUCGUAACGGAGAGCUUCCGGACAUUCACAUUCAAGAUCCUGUGUCUGGCGUCCGUUACGAGCUGGAAGACUUGAACGACAUCAAGGACCGGUCUGUCCUCGUACUCAACGUUGAGCAGCUUGAAGAGGUUAAACACCACAUCGAUGACAGAUUCAGUGGACUAAGCCGCUUGGUCGAGAGCAUCAAGAUCAUCGUGGAUGAGCAGCAAUCCGCCAUUCAACGAGUAGCAGAACGACAACAGCAAGCAGCCAAGGAGUUUGCCGGCUUCGCUGCUGCCCCUCCGAUCGCUUCUGCGCGUGUGUCUACGAUCCUGGCGCGAUCCCCGCAGCCCGCUGCCGGAACCUCGUCAGAUUCUCUACCUUUGGCCGCUCAAUUGAGCGAAGUACAAUCGCUCCGUCGAGAUCUCGCCGUAGUACGCCAGACGUAUACAUCGUUUGUUUCGGACAUGGAGGCAAACAUGUCUGCUAUCCGCACCAAGGCUGCUGCAGUCAAGUCAACUGCCGCGAAAGCUUCCUUGCCCGCCCUUACCGGCGACAGUGGCCGUGCAUACAUCAAUGCAGGCAAGAAAACGCUUCAGGACGAUUCAGAGAAGAUAGUCACGCGCGUGGAUGAUCUCCAGGAUUUAGUUGAAGACUUACGCAAAGAUGUUGUGUCUAGAGGCGUGCGUCCUCUGCCACGUCAACUCGAAAGCACGGCCAAGGAUCUCGCUUCUGCCACUGCUGAGCUCAAGAGACUGCAGGACUUUUUGGCAAAGGAGAAACCUCUGUGGACCAAGAUCUGGGAGCAAGAACUGCAGACUGUGUGUGAGGAGCGAGAUUUGUUGACGAUGCAAGAGGAGCUUGCAGCAGACUUGCAAGAUGAUUUGGAAAAAGCGGCUCAGACUCUGGAGCUGGUCGAGCAGGCGACCAAACAACAGAAUCUGCAGAACGAUCACACCCAAGGGAAGGGCGUGCGCUCCGCCAGUGGUCGGAUGAACGCGGCGGCCUACGACAAGGCAGUUGAUCCUCGUAUGGCACGGGACGGCGUCCUGGGUGAGGUCAAAGCGUUACAGCCGAAUCAUGAGGGGAGAUUGGAGGCGAUAGAGCGCGCCGAGAAGGCACGACAGAAAGAGCUUGAGAGCAGACGAGAUGGGGAGUUCAAACGGGAACUUGGCGCAUUUGUUGAGGAAGGUCGACUAAAAAAGAGUGGCGGGAUUGAAGAGGCCGAGCGUUUGCGGAAGGUGAAAGACGAAAGAGCCCGCAAAGAGAACUAUGAGAGAGCGGCCGCCAGGGAGAGAGCUCGAGCAGAAAAGGUUGCCGCUACUGCAUCGGCUGUGGCUACGGAGAAUGCAAACGACGACAAGGAGGAUGGUGAAGCGCCUGGUCAGGUAGAGCAGGCGUCUACCCAGGGUCCACCAGAGGAUGGGCAGGAUGAUGCACCUGAAGGUGGUGCAGACCCUGCAAAUCCCUAGGCCAUUUUAGCUUCACCGAGCUUUGGCUGAUAUCCUUUCAGAUGUGCUACUGCGGAGAACCUAUACUGCAGUUACCAGAGUCGAAGUGGGCCUGUCGCCAACAACCGUCCCUCCAUCACGCAAUGUCGCGAGCCGACUGGAAAGG
Westerdykella ornata is the source of this 3133-nucleotide messenger RNA. RefSeq names its product AIP3-domain-containing protein. The record is from RefSeq and is a predicted model, not a curated record. Gene Ontology annotation, cellular component: cell tip; cytoplasm. Gene Ontology annotation, molecular function: cytoskeletal regulatory protein binding. NCBI's taxonomy places the organism in Eukaryota, Fungi, Ascomycota, Dothideomycetes, Pleosporales, Sporormiaceae. The transcript has a single exon. Bases 82 to 2988 code for a protein of 968 amino acids. Gene Ontology annotation, biological process: establishment of cell polarity.